AUGGACUGUCCCUCUAAUCGCAAGUACGCAGCAAACUUCAUCCCUCUGGUCUUUCACAUUCUCUCCGUCCUUGGCACCAUCGGAAACUUAGGCAGUCUGUGGGCUUGUUUACGACCAUCCCAACCCUGGAGUAUUGGCACCAUUGGUGUGCUGAACCUGGCUCUGUGUGACCUUGCUUAUCUGGCCUCAAUCACUCCAUGGGCCGCAUACAUGGAUGCUGAUUACCACUGGAACAUGGGCCAGUCGUUUUGCAUCCUGGUCAAGAUCCUGUACUUUGUGGGUUUGACGUCUAGCACCAUGUUCAUCUGCGCCAUCAGCACCGACCGCUUCUUGGCGAUUGUCUUUCCUCUGGAAUCCCGGAUGAUUCGGACUCCCCGAAACAGUGCUCUUGUCUCUCUUCUGCUGUGGGCCAUCACCAGCCUCCUCAUCUACCUCAGUUACCCAAACAUCCUCUACUGGGUGAGAAGGGAUGGCAUCCACGUGUGUGGAGCAAUAGUCAUCUCCAGGUUCAGGACCACCAAGGCAACCUACAACCUCCUGUCCUAUUACUCCAUACAAGUCUCCGUCCCUUUGCUUAUCAUUAUCCCCUCCUAUGUGAAGAUCAUUGCCCGGAUGAAGCAGUCGAGACAGCAGUGGGGCACCGGAAACAUGCAAGGGCGAGAUAAGACCAUCUGGUUGAUUUCUGUCUUCAUUGCCAAUUUCCUCAUGUGUUGGGUGCCAGGGCAGCUGCUGCACAUCAUCGCUUGCGUCAUCUUCUUCACCUUGAAUGACUGCAAAAACACCUGCUGGGUGGCCUGGGUGGUCAACCUACUGGUUGAAGCAUCCCAGUUACUCUACUGCCUCAACGCUUGCUUAGAUCCAUUGAUUUUUCACUUGCAACAAGGGCACGGAAAGGUGCUUCACAAAGCGGUGAUUAGGUUGGCCAGCUGGUUGAGAAAGCUGAUGCUGAAGGGGAAAAAACAUGAUUUGGGAGGGCUCCCCGUGGAGCCCAUAAGUGUUGUCCAACUUCACAGUGCUCCAAAAAAACCUUAA
Chanos chanos (milkfish) is the source of this 1032-nucleotide messenger RNA. Its product is annotated as type-1A angiotensin II receptor-like. The transcript has a single exon. The record is from RefSeq and is a predicted model, not a curated record. Gene Ontology annotation, biological process: phospholipase C-activating G protein-coupled receptor signaling pathway; positive regulation of Rho protein signal transduction. Bases 1 to 1032 code for a protein of 343 amino acids. Gene Ontology annotation, molecular function: G protein-coupled receptor activity. Gene Ontology annotation, cellular component: plasma membrane. Lineage: Eukaryota; Metazoa; Chordata; Actinopteri; Gonorynchiformes; Chanidae.